Molecule: messenger RNA, 1458 nt
Organism: Cladocopium goreaui
Lineage: Eukaryota; Dinophyceae; Suessiales; Symbiodiniaceae
Source: the annotation of a GenBank genome assembly
AUGGCGCAGCAACUUCGCAAGCUUCGUCUGUUGCCUGCCCUGCUGGCCGUGACUCUGCUGAUCGCUGCCAUCGCACCUUGCUUCGUGGCACCUCCCAAGCGAGAAGUUCCCACUGCACCGCUGGCCGGCCUGGCGUUGGCAGCACCUUUGGAGGCUGCCUAUGCCAAGUUGCCACCUUUGGAGGAUGUGCCAUUGGAGGAUAUCGGCGCAACACGACAAGGAAAGCUCGGUGAGGAGUCCGACACCUUCUUCGGCAUCAGCUUCCAAGUUUGGAUCUUCGUGAUCCUGGGUGCAGUGACCUGGGCUGCCACCUGGGUCUUGAACCUGAAGCCCGCCAAGGACGCCGAGGGCACCUACAAGACCUACAUCGGUGCCGGCACCCUGCCGCCCGAUGGCUUCACUAACCCCGCGGAUCCUCGGGUCCAAGAAGAACUCACGGAUGAAGAUGACGACCUUUACAGUGACGAUUUGAGGCCCGGUCAGGCCAAGGGAGCUAAGGCGGCCAGCUCAGCCAUUGUCUGCCAUGGCAGCCGUCAUGGCCCAUGGCCCAUGGCCCGCAGCUGGUGGACGGUACUGCAGCUCUUGGCGUCCUUGUUCUGGCGCCAGCUGCGACGGGACCUGGUGACCUACAAUGUGGAUUUGGCUGCGUGUCAGAGAAGUGGGAAAUGGCAACAUGCCAUGCUCCUGUUGCGAGCCUUGGAAGGGGAGUUGCAAUCCGAUGUGGUGAGCUACAACUCCGCCAUUAGCAGCUGCAGCGAUUGGAGCCAAUCUCUGCAACUGCUGGACGCAGCUCAGGCCGCUGGCCUCCGGCUGGACGUGAUCACCUCCAACGCCGCCAUCGCUUCCCUCGGCGCCGCGUGGCCACUGGCCUUGGCCCGGCUUCGGCGGCUGACGGACACGCAGGACACGCAGGACGCGAGCGUGACGACGGUCACGGCGAACGCGGUGAUGGGUGCCUGUGAGAGGAGUGACCAAUGGCACCAAAUCCUGCCGAUGUUCCAACGGCUGCGGCAUUGGCGUUUGCGCGCAACGGUGGUGACCUAUGGGUCUUUGCUGAGCGGCUACGAGACAAAUUCCCAGUGGCAAGAAGCCUUGAGUUUCCUGCGCGAGUUUCAGGAGUUUCCCUACCAGGCGACAGCCAUCCCUUUCAACGCAGUCAUCAGUGCGUGUGGCAAAUGUACCAUGUGGCAACAUGCCCUGGAGCUCUUCCAGGAGAUGACGAGGCAGGUGCUACAUCCCAGCGAUGUCACCAUCAACAGCUGCAUCACCGCCUUCGCCUUCAGCGGCCAAUGGCUCCAGGCCUUGGAGCUCCUGGCUGGUGGCGGCAGUGAGACGCUGCAGAUGCUGGUGAUCCGCUAUGAGGGGACCAUUCUGGCAGCCAUGACCGCCGGUAAAGUGGACGUGGCCACAGUGUUGCUGUCAGACUUUCGCAGAGAGCUGACGAAGCGCUUCGCUUGA